ACAAUCUCAACAGUCAUUCGUGUACUCGCGAUUUAGCAACAUCGCAACAGAAUUAAUCAGAGUGUUUUCCGCGAAACGUCAUCAUGGACACUUAUGUUGUCUUUACGUUGGUGCUUUCAGCUGCCGUUAUCGCUGUUUAUUAUUACUUCUAUAAAAACUUGAACUUUUUCAAGAAAUAUGAAAUUUUACAUAUACCACCAUUACCUGUUCUGGGCAAUAUGACGCCAGUUAUUCUGCAUCAACUAUCGAUGGCCGAGCUCGUUCAAAAGGUUUACUGUCUGAAUCAAGACGCCAAAUAUGUUGGUUUCUUUGACAGUAUGACACCAAUCGUGAUGAUCCGCGAUCCGGAUCUCAUCAAAGCCAUCGGCAUUAAAAACUUCGAGGUAUUCCCCGAUCAUCGCAGUUUAAUCGACGAAGUCAGCGACCCUCUAUUCGGCAAGAAUCUGUUUUCGCUACGUGGGGAAAGGUGGCGGGAAGUGAGGAAUCUACUAAGUCCCGUUUUUACUACAAGUAAAAUAAAAGCCAUGUUCAUAUUGAUGUCCGACUGUGCCUCCAAUUUUAUUGAUUUCCUUUCCAAGUUACCGGCGGACAGGAAUGUCGAAAUGAAGGAAUGCUUCGCUAAAUACACGAAUGACGUAAUCGCGACUUGCGCUUUCGGUGUCACCGUUAACUCCAUGAAAAAUCCUAACAAUGAUUUCUACAUAUACGGAAAAGAAGCCACCACUUUCAGUCGUCUGCGCACUAUUAAACUUUACAUCGUCAGAAGUAUGCCAGUUAUCAGCAAGCUGUUGGGCGUUAAAUUAAUCAGCCAUCGCGUAAAUCAAUUUUUCAAAGAUCUCGUAAGGAACACAAUACACACCAGAGAUAUGAAAAAUAUCGCACGACCGGACAUGCUGCAGUUGAUGAUGGAGACCAGAGGAAAACGGGGACCCGGUAAGGAACUGACCGUCGAGGAUAUGACCGCGCAGGCGUUCAUCUUCUUCUUUGGCGGCUUCGACACCGUCUCCAGCCUGAUGUGCUUCGCCGCCCACGAAAUCGCCGUGAAUCCGCAAGUUCAGGCGAAGCUGCACGACGAGAUAGAUGAGGUUCUAAAAACAACUAACGGGAAACUGACUUACGAGGCGCUAAACGGAAUGCAAUACCUGGACGCGGUGAUCAACGAGGCUCUCAGGAUGUGGCCCGUGUUCAUUUUUCUGGAUAGGAUAAGCGAGAAAGAUUUCGAGCUACCUCCGGCGCUACCGGGGGACAAGCCCUUCCUCUUGAAGAAAGGGAUGAACGUUUGGUUCCCGGUUUACGGUCUACACCGGGAUCCCAAGUAUUUCCAGAAACCGGAUGAGUUUCGUCCCGAACGUUUCCUGGACGAGAACAAGAAGGGUAUAAAUUCAGCCGCGUAUAUUCCAUUUGGACUCGGUCCAAGAAUGUGCAUAGGCAACAGGUUUGCGUUAUUGGAGACCAAGGUUGUGUUGUUUCAUUUGUUAGCGCGUUGCGAAUUAAAAUUGUGCACGAAAACGUCGCAUCCGUUGCAAUUGAGCAAAGCAAAUCUCGACAUGAUGGCGGAAGGGGGAUUCUGGCUGAAGAUUCAAACAAGAGACAAAAAAACUAAUGCAUCUAAUGUUGUUAAUGAUAAUACUACCGAUGAUCAUACUUAAAUUCGCAAGAUUUUUCGAAUAAAAUUUGCAUAGAUAUGAAUCUCAUACGAUAUUAUUUAACCGAAAGAAGGAACAAUCAGAUUUAUUUGAAUAUGCCCGCGUGAAUAGUUUUACUUUAAAAAGUUCUCGUUACAAUAAUCAAAUCAAUCGUGUUUUCGAUUGUUCCUAAUUUUAUCUUUUUUUAAUCAUUAAUGUUUCAUCGCAGUAUUAACUCUUUAUUUGUUUAUUUACUGUUUAAGUACUGCACAAACAAAUUAUUUUUA
Monomorium pharaonis (pharaoh ant) is the source of this 1912-nucleotide messenger RNA. RefSeq names its product cytochrome P450 9e2-like. The record is from RefSeq and is a predicted model, not a curated record. The coding region runs from base 84 to 1649 and encodes 521 amino acids. Gene Ontology annotation, molecular function: heme binding; oxidoreductase activity, acting on paired donors, with incorporation or reduction of molecular oxygen; iron ion binding. NCBI's taxonomy places the organism in Eukaryota, Metazoa, Arthropoda, Insecta, Hymenoptera, Formicidae. The transcript has a single exon.